This is a messenger RNA of Panicum virgatum (switchgrass), 525 nucleotides long. RefSeq names its product GATA transcription factor 15-like. NCBI's taxonomy places the organism in Eukaryota, Viridiplantae, Streptophyta, Magnoliopsida, Poales, Poaceae. Gene Ontology annotation, biological process: regulation of DNA-templated transcription. The record is from RefSeq and is a predicted model, not a curated record. Gene Ontology annotation, molecular function: zinc ion binding; sequence-specific DNA binding. The transcript has 2 exons. Bases 1 to 525 code for a protein of 174 amino acids.
AUGGAGAUGGAGAUGGACAAGGAGAAGGAGAUGGAGACCGAUCCCGAUCUCAAUCCCAAUCCCAGUCCUUCCCCCUCGCCCGACAACUCGACCAAGGCCUGCGCCGACUGCCACACCACCAAGACUCCGCUCUGGCGCGGAGGGCCCGAGGGACCCAAGUCCCUCUGCAACGCCUGCGGCAUCCGCUACCGCAAGAGGAGGAGACAGGCCCUCGGCCUCGACGCCGCCGACGCGCAGCAAGAUCACCACCAGCGCAAGAACAAGGCCGCCGAUCCGCACGAGGAUCAGCAGCAGCCGAAAAGGAAGGCCGCCGCCGCCGCCAGCAGCACCACCACCACCAAGAAAGACAAGGACAAGAAGAGAAAGGAUCGGCAAGUCACCGUGGAGCUCCGCGUGGUGCCUUUCGGCAAGGAGGUGAUGCUCAAGCAGCGCCGCCAGAUGCGCCGCAACAAGUGCAUGAGCGAGGAGGAGAGGGCGGCCGUCCUCCUCAUGGCGCUGUCGUCGGGCGUCAUCUACGCCUCAUGA